UUUCCUUUCGAGAAGCUGCGUGGGCUCGCAGCGUUAAAGAAAGUAAACGCGGGCAAGACAGAUGACGAUUAUCGUUGUGGGACAAGAUAGGCCCCAAAGGGUGUAAAUAUUUCUAAGAGUUUAGACAAAAGUACACCCUUCGUGGUGUGUGUGCUGUUAUCGCCUGCAUGUGUGCGGCAUGUGACGUCACGACAGAUAGCUGGGCGGCAACUGCGAGCGCCAAGCAACUUGUAACACGUGACGCCCCCCGAGUGUAUAUUAUCGGCCAGCACACAAAACAAGUGGCUCUUUCCUUUCGUCCCCUGGAGCGCGGCUCGUCGAGUGUUCCUUCCGACACGCAUGCGCGUCGCGCUCGUAUGCAGUGUCACUACACGGUGUCAGAAGUGGGCAGUGGUCAACGUAUCUCGCUGAGGCCGUGGACGGCAGCAUUUCCAGAAAAUGGCAAACCAACCCGCAACGGUAAUCCCGGGGCUCCAGCAGCCACCACCGCUGGACUUUGACAAAACGUCAGAGUGGCCGGCGUGGAUCGACCACUUCGAUGAUUACCGCUUCGCCACAGCUCUCAACGAGCGUUCGGGAGAGGUCCAGGUGCGCACGCUACUUUACACAAUGCGACGCCAAGCCCGCGAAGUCUUUGCUACAUUUGAGCUGACCGACGAUGAAGCAAAAAGUUAUGAUGUCGCAAAGCAUAAGUUCGACAGUCAUAUCGUCAAAGAGCGGAACAUUGUUAAUGAAAGUGCCUGCUUUCACAGACGCCAGCAAUGGCCAGAAGAAUCGAUGGAUUAGUUCGCAACCGCACUUCACGUGCUGGCAGGCCGCUGCGACUUUGGGGAUAUGAAGAAGAGACUCAUCCGGGACAGGUUUGUCGUCGGGCUCCAGGACGUGCAACUAUCCGAGGCCUUGCAGACGGAUCCGCAGCUGACAUUGGCUACGGCGCUGGCUAAGGCUCGCCUCAAGGAAACCGUGCGUCAGCAGCAGCAGAGCCUUCGACCGGAGGGUGUCCACAUCGGGAGCCCGCCAGAACUUCAGGACCAAGGCGCCAUCGUGGACGCCGUGGGCCACAAGAAACGACCGCAGCACAAAGAGGGACGGUGCCCCUACUGCGUCGGCGACGCGCACCCAAGGUCGACGUGCCCAGCCAAGGCUUCCAAGUGCCACUACUGUGGUAACAAAGGAAAUUUUGCGAAAGCCUGCCUCAAGAAAGUUGGGUCAGCGCAAAGAAAGACCCUUUCCACCUGGACCGCAACCUUGGUAGCGGUGUGUAUGAGAAGAUGGACACGCAUAUCAAGAAUGCCUUCAUCAAAGCACUGUCCCACUUUGAAACACCCAUAGACAACGUUCCUGAAGGCUACCGUUCGUUCCUGGAGUACUACUUUGACCGCCGGCAUCUUGCUGACAAAUUCCUACGGAAGAGUCAGGGAUGCCACCCGCGUGUCAAGAAUGGCGACUCCAGGAACGAGCGGAACAAAAAUGGGGACAAGGAGAAUGAUGCAACUGCUGGUGGCAAUUGUCCCAUGGAAGUGCUGCAGCACCCGAGUGGCAGGCCUUGGCACUUCAAGUUUCGGCCACAGCAGAGCAUACAGAAUCUGGACCCAGAAAACAUGGAUUCAGAGAUGCUGAAGCCUCUAAACCCACAGAGGCCGAAUCCGUCGCAGCUGGGCUCCAUGUUGCACCAGAGGCUACAAGCCGCACAGGGAGCGCGAUCGCAUCAGGCCAGAAACAAGCGGCAUUCCUCGCGUCACCAGCAACAACAGGGUGCUCAAGCAGAGGGUCAAACAGGCCAUCCCGGUCUCACUCCUAAAGUGCCUCAUGAGGGAAAUGCACUACCGAGGAUUGCCCAGCCACAGUUCCAGAGGGUGCCACAGAACAUGGGAACAGCAGGCCUCCAGAUGGGAGCUGCCCCCAGCUCCUUUGUCCCGCCUAUGAUCACGCCUACGCCGUUUGUGGUAGCACCGCCCUUUCGCCCACUGAAGUCCCCGGGAAGCAACUGCCAGACGGCACCCCACCCUGAUGUGCCGGCCCGCCUGCUGGGGCUGCAUCAACAGCAGCCAGCGCAACAGCUUUCAGAAGACAUGGGACACCAGCGAUAUGGCCAGGGGAGGCCGAAUCCGCCGCAGCUGGGCCUCGUGUUGCAACAGAGGCAACGAGCCGGACAGGGAGCGCGGUCGCGUCAGGCCAGGAACCAGUGGCAUUCUUCGCAUCACCAGCAACAACAGAGUGCUCAAGCAGAGGGUCAAACAGGCCAUCCCGGGCUUGCUCCCAAAGUGCCACAUGAGGGGACUGCACCACCGGGGAUCACCCAGACACAGUUCCAGAGGGUGCCACAGAACAUGGGAACGGCAGGUCUCCAGAUGGGAGCUGCCCCCAGCUCCUUUGUCCCGCCUAUGGUCACGCCUCCGCGUUUUGUGGUAGCACCGCCCUUUCGCCCACCGGGGUCCCCGGGAGCCAACAGCCAGACGGCACCACACCCUGAUGUUCAGACCUGCAUGCUGGGGCUGCAUCUACAGCAGCCAGCGCAACAGCUGUCGGAAGACAUGGGACACCAGCGAUAUGGCCAGAGGCCGCAGCCCAUGGGUCCACUGUCAUGGCACCAUUUCAGUAGCUUUCUCGGACCAAGGGGGCCCCACAACCUCCCCCCACACUUCGUAGCAAUGCCCCCACCACCAAAUCAGCAGCAGCCCUUCCUCUGCGGGCCCCCUACGAUGCCGCCGUUCGUUACGAUGCCAAGCCAGCCAGUCUUCCCCAGAGCACUGUGCAGUGACCAUCCAUCACAGCUAUGGGACCCCUCACCACAUGGGAGCCAUGAGGUUAAGUCUGUGCCACCGCAAGAUUAGGAAAUCUCUGAAAAGGCUUUUCUUGCACCCAACAUUUACUUGUUAGAAAAUUCUCCCCCCAUCCCUUUCCUGUGGCGAUGCUUGUUCCCAAAAACUGAUGCACAAUGGGCAUCCAUUGACAAGCCCCUUAAGUCACACAUUCAUCAGGACUCAAUGGUGGACAUUUGUCUGCCAUGAUGGCAAGAAAAGUGUGUAAUUGCCAUUUCUUGUAAAUAUGGGCAGAACUUAAAGAGCAGAUAAGUGGCCUAAACAAUGUUCGCCCUGCCCAUAGCUCUGUAUGAUUGCAGUAAAAUUUGUAAUUAAAGAGAAAUUAAAGCAU
Dermacentor andersoni is the source of this 3153-nucleotide messenger RNA. RefSeq lists its product as uncharacterized. Lineage: Eukaryota; Metazoa; Arthropoda; Arachnida; Ixodida; Ixodidae. Gene Ontology annotation, molecular function: RNA uridylyltransferase activity. The record is from RefSeq and is a predicted model, not a curated record.